Messenger RNA from Quercus lobata, 1030 nucleotides. RefSeq lists its product as uncharacterized. The record is from RefSeq and is a predicted model, not a curated record. The transcript is spliced from 5 exons. Lineage: Eukaryota; Viridiplantae; Streptophyta; Magnoliopsida; Fagales; Fagaceae. Bases 392 to 790 code for a protein of 132 amino acids.
CCCCUUCUUCGCAAAAAACUUAACCCUAACCAAAACUAUUCGUAUCAUAGCCCUCUCCUCCACCAGCUCAAGUGCGGCUGUGAGGUUAGUGAUCAGAUUAAAAGUUUUGAUUUUGAAAGCUGCUUACGGCCGAUUGAACAGUUUCAACCCAAAUGCAACAGUGAAUUUAGUGAUCAGACUGAAGGAUUCAAUUUUGAAUGCUCUUGAUUACCUGUUGAACAGGAAAGGGGACAAGGGACUAUUAAGUGAUGACGCACUCGGUUUCUUCGAAGCAUUUCAUGUGCUUCUUGCCUUUCUCGUGGCAUUUCUGACUGCGUUUAUUGGUUUUCACUUCCAAGUUUCGGGCAUCUCACCGCUUGAAUCACAUUUUGCCACCAUCUUGAUUCUCAUCAUGACUACAAUUGUCUAUAGCAUCGCACAUGUGGAGAUAAAACUACCGCAAAACGCUCAGUACCUCCCAAUAUUCAAGCUCAUUUGUUUGGUCUCUGGAAUCGUUGCUUUGGAGCUACUUGUCGCAAUAAUCAUUUGCCCCUUUUGGUUACUCAUGGUUAAUAUAUGUCCAAUCCUAAUUGUGGGAGUACUGCAUCAUUCCUACCAGCAAAUCUACCAGUUUCUCUACUGCGCAGCUAAUUUAGUACUCAAUGCAGUACCUAGCUUGUUCCAAAAGAUUUAUCAGUUCGUUUAUCAAAUAUAUGACUGGCUCCUACAGAUAUUCAAAUCAAUUUAUGUGGCAGCUUCUCAAGUCUUUUCUUCAAAGGAACAAGAAGACAAUGAUAUUGAAAUGGCAUAAAUUGUUUGACUAGAUGUAAAAUAAGCCACCAAAAAAAAAAAAAAAAUUCCACUUAUGCAGUUUUCCUUUUCCGGAAAGUUGACUCUAUCCAAAGGUUAAUUGUACUAUAUUCAGCAUAUGGUUUGUAGUUUGUGCCUAACUAAUUUACAUUUUGCUAAGGAGAAAGUUUGGUUACAAAUUUUGUUGUAGUCAAUGGUUACAAUUCUCACUAAUAAAUUAGUAUGACUAUAUAUUUUAAAA